AUGGUUCGCACAUGGUUUAACCAGCCGGCUCGCAAACACCGUCGCCAGGAGGCCCGCAAGGCCAAGGCUAAGCGUAUCGCUCCAAAACCAGCAUCGGGUCCUCUUCGGCCCAUCGUUAACUGUCCAACCCAGCGCUACAACAUGAAAGUCAGAGCUGGACGAGGCUUUAGCCUGGAGGAGCUCAGAGCUGCUGGAAUUAGCCGCAAAAUUGCGCGCAGCGUUGGUAUUUCAGUUGACCACCGACGCCGGAACAACUCUGUCGAAGGUCUCCAGAGGAAUGUCGCUCGUCUCCGGAAGUACAUGUCCAAGCUCAUUCUGUUCAAUAAGGCAAAGAUCCUCCCGGUUCCUGUUCACCAGGGCGAUAUCACUAAGGUGACGCAGCGCAGGAUGGUAAUGCCAAUUGUCCAGAAGACCAAACGGGAUGAAGCCCACAAGAUUACUGAAUCGGAGAAGAAGUACUCUGCCUUCCAUGCAAUACGCCAACACCGUGCCAACAAGCGCCUUUACGGCAAACGCUACAAGGCUAGAAUGGCGAAGGCUGGCCAGUAA
Messenger RNA from Spirometra erinaceieuropaei, 549 nucleotides. The record is from the annotation of a GenBank genome assembly. Lineage: Eukaryota; Metazoa; Platyhelminthes; Cestoda; Diphyllobothriidea; Diphyllobothriidae.